CUGCCUCAGUCCUCAGAGGACCUGGGCUUGCUUCAGGCAGGAGCCCACUGGCUGCUAUCAUUCCUGUAGGCCUUGGGGUCAGACACUUCACCUGGGGCGGUGCUGUGGCCUCUUGAGAUGUUCUCUAUUUUCCCUGGAUAGUGAGGGUGGCAGAAUCGUUCUCACUGGUACAGUGUGGUUUCUGGGGCACCCCGAGUCCAGCCUCACACCAUAAUGGUGGCAUUGAGACAGUAACCCAUCCUGGUAGCUUAUGAGACCUGAUUUAGCUAUUUGGGGGGGGGGUCAGUAAAUAUGUACUGAACAAAUACUAUACUUAAUUCCAAACUCAUAAUGUUCUCAUACUAAUUCCAUUGUAGACCCUUGAAGUAAAUCAAUGAGUAAAGCAGGGAAAGGAUCUGCUACAAUAAGUAAGGGGAGUGUGGGGUUGUUUGAAAAGAUGAGUUAUGAGAGAAAGGAGGAGAAUCUGGUGAGAGAGAAGUUUGGGAGACCUGUUGCCCUCUUAAGUGGGUUGCACAGACUGACUUUAUGCAGGUGGUGGCAAUACUAAGGAAGGGGUUGCUUGGUGGGACAAGAGCCUCCUGGGCAGAGGAAAGAGCCAAACAGGCUUAAGGGACAUGUGUGACCUGUGUGGGAAGCCCUUGGGGGUCUGGUGGCGGGAACAGAACCUGUGCUGAGAAGCAGAGGGGGAGAGGUCAGAGAAGUGAGGUGAGGGGUCAGGUUGUGAAUGUCACUGAAAACACUCGGGCAGUUACACGGAGUGUCCUGGGAGCCACUGAGUGUUCUGAACAGAGGGGAGACAGCCGUUAGCUUGCUGUAAACCGAUGCUUCUGUGUGCCCUAAAGCAGCAGGGCACAGGUGAUAUGCAUAAGCGCUUACAGUGCUAGGAAUGCCAGAGGGAGCUGGGGGCUGAAGGUCAGAGGUCAAGUUCAGGAUAUACUUUGAGAAUAGAGGUCCAGAGUCCCCCAUGAGGGCCAGGAUAAGUCUGCAAGACAGCUUUGAUCUCCAGUCUCAGGCCUGGGGCUCUUCACCAUCUCCCCGAUGCUGAUGGUCAUGGUGGGAAGCAAGGGUGGGAUGGGCCACAGUUAGCUAUGACUUUGGGAUCCCGAGUGUAAACUGAGGUCUGUAACACCCGAGAAGGCUACAUGCCCACUUAGAGUUCAUAUCCGUGAUGACGGAAGUGAGGUGGGAGGGCUUAACUAGAAUUUACUAGAGAAAACAGACUCCCAACAAUUAGGAAGCUGAGGCUAAGACAUAGAUGGAUAUUGGGGUGGCUAAGCAGAUGAAUGGACAAGCAGAUGGGAGAACCAAACUGAGACAGUGGCCAGGACCCCACCGAGCCAGGCAUCUGUGUGUGACAGCUGGACUUCCUGUUCUUAAUGAACGACUCUGAGAUGCAAAGUCUCUUCAGCCACCCAGGCCCUUGGAAAGAGCCGCUGGGUCAUGGCUGUCUCCGUGCAGUGCGAAAAGCGAACGGUGUUUCCCACGGAACGCUGCCUGCGUUCUUUCAUGGCACUGCAAUUACUGUUUCCUUUUUGGAUCCUCCUUUCUUGUUUAAAAUGAGACAACACUGUCUGGCCCGUGUUCGUCACAUGAUCUAAUAACAUAAAACACGCAUGAAAAACCUGUUGUGUAAAAAACAAGCAAGUAACAGUAACAAGGGAUAGAAGAAUCACCUGUGAGUCCUGGCCUCUCCCCUUGUAAGAAACUCACGGCUUCUCAGGACCAAAUUGACCGGGAAUAAGUAGGCGAUGUCGUUCUUCAGUCUUCAAGGAUAACUUGAGAUCUGUUAACGUUGGAGUUAGAGCAGGAGGGCAAGACAGGAAGCAUGACAGUCCCCUUCCAGGUGACUGAUAAAACAAACAUGCUCAUUGCAGAUCUAAAACUAAAAUUCUAGGGAUAGAAGGCUACUCCUUUUGAAGGAUUUGUUUUGCUGUGUGUUGCUAGGUAGGUUUGAUGGUAAGAGCUGCACUGUAGGAAGUUAAGAAAAUUAAACAUUAUUCACAAUCUCAUCAAGGAGUAGUUGCCUCAAGCCAGCAUUCCCUGUCCACAGAUACUUAGAGAGUCAUCCUGGAAUUGUGAAGUAAGGACAUGAUUUAGUAGAAGUGACAAAAGGUCACAAACGUUGUUCCUUAGUGUUGGAUAUUGUUCUACAGUGUGACUACUCAAUGAGCCAGUGAUCGUGGCAGUCAAUAUAUUGUAUAAAGCUUCUGAAGUUUAAAAACUGAUUUCUUAGUUGGGAGUCGAUGGUCACGUAUCGUUAUCACAAGCUGGUGGCUCUCUGUCAACCUUCGUCCAGUCUCCGUUAUCUCACUAAAAUAGAGACAAUCCGUUUCAUGUUCUGCUAAACACACUAUCAUUUGUUCCCACUUCGGGGAGUCCUGAAAAAUAUCUGGACAUGAACUGGAAGUUGUAGGUGAGGGCUAGAUUUUUGCAAACAAGGAAGGCUCUACUUCCACACUCCUGGAUAUGGAUGAAGACUUGACUGGGAAACACAUCUGCAGAGAUAGCAAACGAAACGGCUGCUGUCUGCAUGGGCUUAGGGGAGCUGGGAUUUUAAAGCAACCAGGGUAGCACAAGGGAAUGACUGGCUUAUUUCAUAAUUAAAAGUCAAUGUAAGAAAAUAGAACUUCAAAUAACAAAUGGGAAGCUCUCUCUCUCUCUGUGUGUGUGUGUGUGUGUGUGUGUUUGGUAAACAAAUGUUCUUAAUAUUUAAAGUACUUGAAAAUUGUAAGAAAAAUUCAAACCAAUCGAUAGGAAAAUGGCCAGAUUUACCAAAGAAACACAAUGGCCAAUAAACAUGUAUUAAAACUUUGAUCUCGGUAAUAAUUAAUGAUAUAUAGUGCUCAUGAAUGAGCCACCAUGUCCUCUUGUCAAAGUGGGAGAACACCGUGCAUAGCUGGAGUUUGAUGUCCUUACCUUUACAGAGAACCUUUGUCCCACAUCUCGGUGUGCAGGAGUUUUACCUAACAGGCCUGCCAGGGGUGUGCUAGUAAAUGCCUACCAACAGACUCUUUGAUAGCGACUUCAUUUCUGUGUAGAAUUUGCCAGUCUCUGUGGUCUAAAUAUUCGUUUCAUGAUUGGCUCAGAGUACAUCCUGAGGACUGGCGAGAUGGCUCAGCACUGGCUACUCUUCCCCGGGACCCAAGUUUGAUUCCCAGAACCCACGUGGUGGCUCACUGUCUGUCACUCCAGCCCCUCUGGUGCUUCCACAGGCACCGGGUAUGCAUGUGGUACACAGCCAUACCUACAGGCAAAACAUUCAUACACAUAAAUCAAAAUUAAACUAAAAAGAUCAAAGUACCUCGUAUUGUCAGUGAUGCCAGGAGCUCAGUGUUCUAUAAAAUUUCUACCACAGAGAUAAAUAGAAAUACCACAGGCACAAAUAGAAAGAUGUGGUAAAGAACAGGAAACGACAAGUUUGGGAUAACAUUAUCUUUUUAUCUCCUUACUUUUUAAAAUGCUGUGGGGAGCUAUGUGCACAUGAAGACAGGUGUCCAAGGAGCCCCGGGGCAUCAGGUUCCCUGGAGUUGACAUUAUGGUUUCUUGUGCUGGGAAUCAAACCACGAUCCUCGAAGAGAAGUAAGCACUCUCAACUGCUGAGCCCUCUCUCCAGCCCCACACAGGAAGCCAUUUUCCAUGUGCUCACAUAGUGGAUGCAUGUAUCUGCCAGGCAGCACAGUCAAAGAAAUCGCCACAAACCCGGAAGAAGCUGGGAAAUUUGUCUUUGAAGUUAUUCCAGCCUCAAGUGACCAGAACCGCACUGGACAAGACUCCUAUGUCCUCAUGGCCAGCUCCCAGGUAGAGAUGGAGGAGUGGGUUAAGUUCCUCAGGAGAGUUGCUGGCACACCCUCUGGAGCGGUGUUUGGCCAGCGUCUGGAUGAGACUGUGGCCUAUGAGCAGAAGUUUGGCCCUCACCUGGUGCCCAUCCUGGUGGAGAAGUGCUCGGAGUUCAUCCUGGAGCAUGGUGUGAGUGAAGAGGGCAUCUUCCGCUUGCCGGGGCAGGACAACCUGGUGAAGCAGCUGAGAGAUGCUUUCGAUGCGGGGGAGCGGCCCUCCUUUGACAGGGACACAGAUGUGCACACGGUGGCCUCUCUAUUAAAGCUCUACCUCCGAGACCUGCCAGAGCCUGUGGUUCCUUGGAGCCAGUAUGAGGGGUUCCUGCUCUGUGGACAGCUCACCAACGCAGAUGAGGCCAAGGCUCAGCAGGAGCUGGAGAAGCAGCUUUCCAUUCUCCCCCGUGACAACUACAACCUCCUGAGCUACAUCUGCAGAUUUCUGCAUGAAAUCCAGCUGAACUGUGCCGUCAACAAGAUGAGCGUGGACAACUUGGCCACUGUGAUCGGUGUGAACCUCAUCAGGUCGAAGGUUGAAGACCCCGCUGUGAUCAUGAGAGGAACUCCUCAGAUCCAAAGAGUGAUGACCAUGAUGAUCAGAGACCACGAAGUCCUCUUCCCCAAGUCUAAGGAUGCACCACUGUCACCCCCUGCCCAGAAAAACGAUGCCAAGAAGGCUCCAGUGCCCCGAAGCUCUGUGGGAUGGGACGCCACCGAAGACCCACCACUUUCUAGGACGGACAGCUUCAACAACACAGCAAGUAGCCCUGAUGCCACCAGCCCCACUGGACCACAGCCAGGUGACCAGCAUCAGGAAGAUAGUGGAAAAGCCCCCAAGGAAAACCCAGGAGACUGGAAGAUGCAAUCCCGUAAAAGGACUCAAACGCUCCCCAACCGGAAGUGUUUCCUGACAUCCGCAUUCCAAGGCACCACUAGCAGCAAACUGGAAAUCUUUAAAAAUGAGUUCUGGUCUCCAUCUUCAGAGGCUAAGGCAGGAGAAGGGCACAGGAGAACUAUGUCUCAAGACUUGCGCCACCUUUCCAAUGACCAGAGGACUUCUACCUAUGAUAAUGUCCCCAACCCACCAGUGUCCCAAGGGAACCCAGCAGGUGAACUCUCUCCCCCUGCCAGUGACUCUAAGAGAGAUGCUCCUGUCAGCACAGACUCUGAAAUGGAGUCUGGAAGCAAGAACUCUGGCGAGGAAGACCCUGAUUCUUUGCAGAGGACGGUCCAGCACCUGCAAAAGGAAAUAGAAGCUCAGAAGCAGAUGUAUGAGGAACAGAUUAAAAACCUGGAGAAGGAAAAUUACGAUGUCUGGGCUAAGGUGGUGAGGCUCAAUGAAGAACUGGAGAGGGAGAGGAAGAAAUUCGCAGCCCUGGAAAUCAGCCUUCGAAAUGUGGAGCGCUCCCGAGAGGACGUUGAGAAGAGGAACAGAGUCUUGGAAGAAGAAGUCAAGGAGUUUGUGAAAUCAAUGGAGAAGUCCAAGACGAAGACCGAUGCUUAAGGGUUUGAGUCAUGUGAUAGGGACAGUCAACUCCACCCCAUUUCUUCAUGUUCCUAAUGAGCAGGAAGCAGGAUCACCUCCUAGGAUGGACAUGGUAUCUGGGGGGUGUGCCACAAUCCUGAGCAAGUAAAUGGAAGAUGAGAGAGCCGGAACUCGCCAGGACACCUGUGACCAUGUGCUGUGCUCAAAGGGUUGUGUUAUUCCACUGUGGGAAGAGUGAACUGUAGUCUUCCAGUGCACGACCAGCUCCAAAGGAGACAUUUAAGGUGUGUGACAUCUCAGGACCCCAGGCCAGAGCUAGGCAAAGGCCUCAGUUUUUCAUUUUCUAUGUGGCUGACUUGUGUGGUCAGAUGGCUCUGGUCAGCUCUGGAACAUGGACAGAAAAUGAUACUUAGCUCUCCAGUGCUAACCAAGUGAGGGCUGCUUGGAGAGGCUGGACUGUUGGGACCAGAAUCAAAUAAUAUUUAUGAAAGCAAAAUUGGUGGGAAAAGUAUAUAUUCAAAUAAAGAAAACAGAAAACAAGAA
This is a messenger RNA of Rattus norvegicus (Norway rat), 5862 nucleotides long. It is a transcript of the gene Arhgap25, whose product is annotated as Rho GTPase activating protein 25. Gene Ontology annotation, cellular component: plasma membrane; phagocytic cup. Lineage: Eukaryota; Metazoa; Chordata; Mammalia; Rodentia; Muridae. Gene Ontology annotation, molecular function: GTPase activator activity. Gene Ontology annotation, biological process: actin filament organization; regulation of small GTPase mediated signal transduction; signal transduction. The record is from RefSeq and is a predicted model, not a curated record.